AUGCCUAAGGAGAACCUGCUGUAUAAAUUAGAUAAUCUCGAAUAUCAGUAUCAUUACUUAAACAAUACGGUCUCCGAUUUUAAACCGCGAUUGAAUCAAACUAAAAAAGUUUACAAUGCUAUAGGUAAGAAAAAUGCCAAGCGUAUAAAAUCACAGCUGGAAUCUUUGAAUGAAGAAGACAUUCUUAAACAAUUACAACAAGUUAAGACAACGAUUUUCAAUGGUAAGAUAUAUACUGUUGAGAAGCAUUUGAAGGUGUUGAUAUCAAAGGACGCAAAAUUAAAAGACGAAAAGAUCAAAUCGGAUAUCUGCAAAGUCUGUAAUUCAAUUGCUGAAUUUAUUGAAUUGAUAGUUAUUUCCAAAAUAAUCAAGAUUGCUAAUAAAAAAAUUGUGACGGAUAAAGAUAAUGUUCCAGAAUGGUUUAAGGAUCAUGACUACUAUAGAGCUAAUGUAGAAAAAGAUCAUAAAUACAAUCCUAGUAGAAUUUGGAAUGAUGCCGUUUUGAAGAUAGAUGGUGGUGUCAAAUUAAUAGGUGUCCUAUGGAACAGCAAUAGUAAAAAAGUCAAAGAGAUUCUAAACAGUUUUGAAAAUGGUAUGGAUGUCUUCUUAAAUAUCAACUUUGAUAAGAAAAAGCAAGUUUCUCAGAAAAAAGAACCUGGCAUGAAAGAAAAGAUGGCAUCCAAAGGAUCUACAGAAGCAAAUGGCUCCGAUAUGGAAGAAGAAGAACAUGCUAGUGGAAGUUUUAGUGAUAAUGAAGGCGAAACAGAAAUUGAUGAAGAAGCGAUUUUAAAACAAUAUGAGGGUAUGUUAGCCGCCUCUGAUGAUGAAAGUGGUGGCGAUAAGGAAAUAGGCGCGUUAGACCCAGAUAUCAAUUACAAUGAGGUUACAGACGAAGAACCAAGUGAAGAAGAAGAAGAAGAAGAAGAAGAAGAAGAUGAUGAGGAUGACGAAGAUGAUGAGCCAUCUUCGAAAAAGCCUAAACUUCCGGAAUUAAUGGCUGGUUAUUACAGUGGUGAUGAUUCAGACUCUGAUGAAAUAGAAGACAAGAUUGCCAGAGAACAGGCAUCUAAUGCACCAAAGAGAAAGAAUAGACGUGGUCAACGUGCAAGAAGAAAGAUAUGGGAACAGAAAUAUGGUAAAGGUGCCAAACAUAUUCAGAGGGAAUUUGAGAAGAAAAUGGAAGAAAGAGAACAGAGACAAAAGGAAUACGAAGAGAGAGUUGCAAAACGUGCUGUUAAGGCUGCUUUACGUGAUAAGGAGAACGCCAAUCUAACGCCAUUAGGCGAGAGGAAACCAAGAGAAACCGCUGAAACUAAGCCCGCAAAGGUUCACGAAGAGCAUCCAUCUUGGGUAGCGAAGAGAAUUGAAGAAGAAAAAUUGAAGAAUGCGAAAUUCAAAGGUAAAAAGAUUACAUUCGAUUAA
Molecule: messenger RNA, 1422 nt
Organism: Kazachstania africana CBS 2517
Lineage: Eukaryota; Fungi; Ascomycota; Saccharomycetes; Saccharomycetales; Saccharomycetaceae
Gene: BUD22
Product: Bud22p
Exons: 1
Coding region: 1-1422 (473 amino acids)
Biological process (GO): maturation of SSU-rRNA
Cellular component (GO): 90S preribosome; nucleus
Source: RefSeq, a predicted model, not a curated record